This is a messenger RNA of Clarias gariepinus (North African catfish), 4018 nucleotides long. RefSeq names its product TEK tyrosine kinase, endothelial (gene tek). The record is from RefSeq and is a predicted model, not a curated record. Bases 168 to 3611 code for a protein of 1147 amino acids. Gene Ontology annotation, biological process: positive regulation of endothelial cell migration; cell surface receptor protein tyrosine kinase signaling pathway; endothelial cell proliferation. The transcript is spliced from 23 exons. Gene Ontology annotation, cellular component: signaling receptor complex; plasma membrane. Gene Ontology annotation, molecular function: ATP binding; protein binding; transmembrane receptor protein tyrosine kinase activity. Lineage: Eukaryota; Metazoa; Chordata; Actinopteri; Siluriformes; Clariidae.
GAGAGAGAGAGAGAGAGAGAGAGGAAACAGGAAAAAGGAACUUCUACUCCCUGUGCCUGGACGGAGCAGUGAGAGAAAGGGAGAGUUCUAGUGCUUCAGUCAUAGAGGAGGGAUGUCUAUGUUUCUUUUUGCUUCUCGCAGGGUCUCUGCGCUCUGAAACUCUGUGGAUGUACACACUCUACUUGUUCAUGCCCCUCAGUUGGGGAAAUAUGCCUUACCUGCCUGUCUCGAUCACCGUCUGCCUGCUGGGCUGCUUCCUUACAGGUAGCGCUCUGGACAUCUCAGACGUGACGCUGAUAAACCCAGAUCCUGUAGUGUCCUCAGGGGACGCAUCUCUUCUGUGCGUGAGCAGCGACUGGACGUCCUCCGGUCCGGCCUCGCUCGCCCUGGGCCAUGAGUUCCCUCAGAUGAACAUGCUCAGUUCCGCAACAGACGCGACAUACCGCUCUGCAACCAGUUUCACCUGGAAGACUCGCAGUAACAUAUACGGGGCUUUCUUUUGUAAAGUCAAAAGCUCAGACAGUGCCAAGGUGUACACGUACAAAAUGUUAAACGAAGCAUCGUUUCUCCCCGAGGCACUCACAGUGACGGCCAGCGUCGGAGAUAACGUGACCAUCAUGUUCACAAGGAAAAAAGUGGCCGAAGAGGACACCAUUAUCUACAAGGAGGCUUUGCACUCCUAUAAAAACGUUGUGAACAAAGACCCGUCGUUCGUGCACUCAGUGCCCAGAGACGACAUCGCGGAUUCAGUUUCUUACCUCAUCAACAAUGUGCAGAGGUUUCAUGCAGGACUCUACACCAUCCGCUACAUGUCAGAAAGCCCUCCGACCUCCGCCAUCACUCACCUCAUUGUCAGGAGCUGCAAGGAGGGCCUAUGGGGUUCUGAUUGCACUCAGCUGUGCCCGGCCUGCACUAACGGAGGAGUGUGUGAUGAUAAAACAGGAGAGUGCGUCUGUCCACCCGGAUUCAAGGGUCGCACUUGUGAGACAGUGUGUGGCGAGGGCCGCUUCGGGAAGGCGUGUAAGGAGCACUGUAGAGACGGCAAGUGCCGCUCCAUGGUGUUCUGCCUCAGAGACCCGUACGGCUGCUCAUGCGCCUCAGGGUGGAGGGGUCUCAACUGCAGCGAGGAGUGUGCACGCGGGUACUACGGCGCUGGCUGCAAGCUGAAGUGUGAGUGCGGCGAGAACAAUUGUGACCGCUUCAAAGGCUGCGUGUGUCCUGGGAGGCAUGGUGCCCGAUGUGAGAAAGAAGAUAAAGCUCCUGUCAUCAUAAGCAAUCUGGAGGAUAUUGAGCUGAACGCUGGAGCCCCGUACACCGUAAACUGCUCUGUGAAACGCCAACCAGCACCUUUACAUGGAGAAAUCAUCCUGCUCAACCCGCACAAGAGCAUUAUAUACCCCAUGGACACGGACACAGUGGGUGACCAGAGUAUCUCAGUGUUCAGGGUGGACAGGAUCACAGUGAAUGACGCCGGACGUUGGGUCUGUCAGGUGAAGACCACCAGCGUGGAGAAAACCUUUAUGGUCACUGUUAAAGUUCCUCCACAGCCUCAGUACCCUCCUUCCCUGAACAGCAGCGGGCCGAACUACCUGGUAGUUUUGGUCAAUAGGGAUUCGUACACCGGGGACGGACCUGUCUCCUCAGUCAGCAUCACCUACAAGCAGGUCAAUUCGUCCACGUGGGAGACGGUGCAAGUGAUUGGCUCUCGGGUGAAGCUGGAGAAUCUUUAUCCAAUGACCCAGUACAUCGCGUAUGUGCAGUUAAGUCGCAGCGGACCCGGAGGCACCGGAUAUCCAGGACCUGAGGCUAAAUUCUAUACACAGAAACUUGACCUCCCUCUACCUACAGGUCUGAAACUGACCCCGCUGAAUCAGACCUCUCAGUCCCUGUCCUGGGAUCCUGCCCCUGUCGCGGAUCUGGCUAAAGACGACUGGUAUUACGAGGUGGUGUGUGAAGAAGCGGAGGGCUCCCGCAAUCCGUGGAACUUCAAGCUGCCUCUAAACUCCACCGGCAUUCAGCUGAAGGACUUGAGACCCAGAAACAAGUACAAGUGCAGGGUCUGUCUGAGCAACAGGGCGGCGGGUCACAUCUGUCCCACGGUCAGCGCCUGGACCCUCAGCGAUGUGAUUCCUCCUCCUCCAUUUAAUGUCUCCACCUCCAACAUCACCGACUCUUCAGCCAACCUGAGCUGGUCCAUUGACGAGGGUUACUCUAUCUCCAAGGUGAUCAUUCACUACCAGCAGGCGGAGGAGGCGGUGUACAGCCAGCAGGUGGACCUGGGGGUCCAGCCGUUCCAGAAUUCCAUGCACUUCAUGCUGAGAGGUCUGAGGGCUGACACUAAUUAUCUGCUGGAGCUCUGGACUGUUAAUAACAUGGGGCAGAGUGAGAUGAAGGAGCACGUGCCUUUGAAGACACUAACACCACAGGAGAACUCACGCCUGUUCGGGUUCAGAGCUGAUGGAAACAUGCUUUUUUUUGCUAUUCUGGGUUCUGCUGGAAUGACAUGUCUCACCAUUCUGCUGGCCUUCUGCAUCGUGCUCCAGCUCAAAAGAGCAUCCUUUCAGAGACGUAUGGUGUGUGUGUGUGAGAUCAGAAAACUAAGAGAGGAACCCGUGGUCCAGUUUACCUCCGGGUCUCUAAACGGUCAGAAGAAAGUGGCGAACUCGACCCAGGCCGUGUCCUACCCCAUGCUGGAGUGGAGCGACAUCAAGUUCCAGGAUGUGAUCGGAGAGGGGAACUUCGGCCAAGUGCUCAAGGCGCGCAUCAAGAAGGACGGCCUGAGGAUGGAUGCCGCCAUCAAGAGGAUGAAAGAAUACGCUUCCAAAGAUGAUCACAGAGACUUCGCGGGAGAGCUGGAGGUUCUGUGUAAACUGGGAAAUCACCCCAAUAUUAUUAACCUGCUGGGAGCCUGUGAGCACCGAGGUUACCUGUAUCUGGCUAUUGAGUAUGCUCCUCAUGGCAACCUGCUAGAUUUCCUAAGAAAAAGCAGGGUACUGGAAACAGACCCAGCAUUUGCUAUUGCCAACAGCACGGCCUCCACGCUCUCCUCCCAGCAGCUGCUACACUUCGCUGCCGAUGUGGCUCGAGGCAUGGACUACCUGAGCCAGAAACAGUUCAUCCACAGAGAUUUAGCAGCCAGAAACAUCCUGGUGGGUGAAAAUUUUACGGCGAAGAUCGCCGAUUUCGGGCUCUCGCGAGGACAAGAGGUGUACGUAAAAAAGACCAUGGGCCGGUUACCUGUGCGAUGGAUGGCCAUAGAGUCUCUCAACUACAGUGUGUAUACAACCAACAGUGAUGUCUGGUCAUACGGAGUGCUUCUCUGGGAGGUGGUGAGUUUAGGUGGCACGCCGUACUGUGGCAUGACCUGCGCUGAGCUUUAUGAGAAACUGCCUCAGGGGUAUCGCCUGGAGAAACCUCUCAACUGUGAUGACGAAGUCUAUGAGCUGAUGAGACAGUGUUGGAGAGAGAAGCCUUAUGAGAGACCUUCGUUCGCUCAGAUUCUGGUCUCGCUCAAUCGCAUGCUGGAGGAGAGAAAGACGUACGUGAACACGACGCUGUAUGAGAAAUUCACCUACGCAGGAAUCGACUGCUCUGCCGAGGAGGCCGGAUGAGCUCCCCUUUCUCUCUGCGCGCCUGCGUUACUGUUCACUCUGUGCCUCGGACAUGUAUCAUAAAGUUUAUCACAGCAAUCCUGGGGAUCAGGAUCACGGACUAGAAAUCCUUUUUUUUUUUUUUUUGCACACAUCUUGUCUUUUUUUCUUGUAAUUAUGAUUACUUAUUGGAGCAUACUGUAUGUCUGUGUCUUCUCAUUCGAAUUAUGCUGUGAUGCCGUGUGAGUGUGUGUGUGUGUGUGCUGUGCUGCAGGAUAAACUGUAGAUGAAUCGAAGUGUUUGAAAAUCCUAAGCUGGACGUGGCAGCCAUUUGGAAAGUUUUGGUUGCUGUAUAUUGGGCAUUGUGCAAAACAUGUUGGAUAGCUUUCAGUGGCUUUUAAAGGACCAAUAAACUUCUUCUUGUGAAA